AAACUUUAUAUGAAGAGCACUACACGUGGGUAAGCUUUACCUCUACUGUACUACUAGCCAGCUAUUGUUCUCCUGACACCACCAUGGAGGAGCAUAAUGAGCCAUCCAGUGAGGCGACUGAUGCGAGCGCUAGAAUCCAGCAAGCUCUAGAAGAUGCCCUGGUAGCCACUGGCCUGGAGUCUCUCCUCAUCUCACAACAUGAAGAAGAAACGAAACCUACGUGCGAUCAGAUUGCGUCUGCUUCACCUCCGCUCAAAAAAUCGCUCAAGAUUGAAUGGACAGAUGUCACGAAUGAGUUCAUAGCGGCUACCCAAGAAUUGGAUCACGGGGAAUUAAUUCACGGCCGUAUGUUUAACCUGUUUGACGCUAUGUCUGCAAUUGAGCUUAUGGAUUCCCAAAUGGACCCCACCGUUCAAUGGGCCUCUUUCAACGACUACCCACGAUCUCUCGAAGAAGCCGUCUCAAAAGGGAUACUCAAGUAUGACAACCACUCCCCUCAGGAACUGGUUGGAAUCAUUGAUGAAGUGUUUGCCUGUGUUGCCACCUGGCUGCAAGGCCACACCCUAGCACAGACCGUCUUCACCAGCAUGUACCUCCUGGACAUAGAACGAAUUGAGAACAUUCAUUUGCGAGCGUUUGCACUAGGUCUCAUCAAAACGGUGGAAUACAUGCGGGCGUGCAUUUGUCUGGGAAGGGUAUUUUCUGAGGAUGAUCAGCAAGGAGUGUGUUUUGGGUUCGACAUGCUCAUCCAUUUAUCCGAAGCAUCAGUUUCUGCCUCUUUGAAGGAGUCGGAAGAGAAGCUGAAUUCAAUUUGCAAGCAACUGGCAUCGUCCCUCAACUCUAGUGCAGAGGAGAACCCAGAUAUUGAGAAUGGCCUCAGUGAGGAGAAUUUGAAGGCAUGGCAAGCGUUGAGUAUUCGAUUGAAAUUCACUCGUAGUCUUGUUGCGUUUGUAGUCUCGAUUGGCAAGAACACUGCCAAGGGUAUUGAAGAAGGCCUACUGAAGUUAACACAAUGUGGCAAGCUUCUUGAACUGAUGAAGCAGACCCUAGACCAAGGAACGCAACUAGAUCCCAAUAAUCCGAUGUCACUAGGCUUCCACCCUAUUGUCAACCAGCAUCUACUGCCACCCAGCUAUAGACCAUAUGGGAUUGUUUCACGGUUGGAUUCCAUGAAGUUUCUCCACACUAUCAUUGCUCAUAUUCAAACCAUUCUUGGAUUUGGAAAGAUUGAUACGUUUCGGGAGCUGUAUUUAGUCAUCAAAGAUUUCUGCUGUAUGCCCGACAGUCCGAAUGUGCUUGUCAGAUCGUUGAUAAUCCUCAUUAUCUUGCAAGGUGAUCGCAGUCAGUUGUUUGGUACCCCGUCUAUAGGAGACCUACUCAAAGAUGACGCUAGACAUAUGGUAGCUGCUCCAUCUUUAAUACCUCGUUCUCCAGUUUUCUCCUCCCCUCAAGCGAAAGAAGGCAUUGAUCGAUUUUUUGGGCGUGUAGUGAUGAUCAUGACCGACUUCUUGCGUACAUUUUGCCAGCACAGAGCUCAACAGAAGCAAAGCAUCAUACGCUGUCUGGAUAUGAUGGGGGAGCUGCAACAAGAAGCCGAGAGAGUUGACCUUGUUCUACACUCUCUGUGUUUGAAGAUUGAUCCCCAGCGACAGCACUUAGCAUGCUUCAUGGCCUGGACACUGUACUACAUUACACACCUCAUGAUGGAGUUCAUUAAUAUCGGAUUUGAGUACAAUCUGUACAGUCCCUUUGAGCUCCACUAUGUGUACUGGUAUUUGGAGUAUGUCUACGGGUGGUACUUUACAACUAAGAAGUCUGCCGAUCGUUUGAUAUCUUCUGAGCCACCCCCUAUGACUAAAGGAAAGAGAAAAGCUGGAAAAAAAGCGACAAAGAACGUGUCUGUUAGAGAGAGGGAAAAGGAGGCGGCCAUCAUGCACUCCAAGAGGCUGCUCUGUCUCGGUGUCAUGCGUGCACUCGAAGCUCUGUUAUUGGACGACAAAAUCCCACAACCGUCGUACGAAUUUGGAGGCCCACAGAAUAUUUUCCAUCAUCGAUUCCUCACGUUUGGCGUCAUCUCUACCCCCCAACCAUUGGCCUUCUCUGAUUAUAUGCGCCUGGCUAGUGUUGAGAACUAUAGAGGGAAGACCAUCAAUCUGUACGAUUCAUCUGCCAAGCAUCUCACUGCAGCCAAGAUGGCGAUUGAAGGAAUAUCGUAUCGAAAUGAGGAGCUGGAAUCAUUGCUGAAAGUUGUUAAGACAAAUUUGGUCAUCAUGAAUUUGGCAGCCAAAGGGCACAAGAGAGAUUCCACUGUACCGCCAACCUUCGACUUUUCUGUACAUAAACAUUUUCCUAUUAUUAGAAUGAACUAAUGUAUGCCUAGAGUACCGAGUAAUUUGUCCGUUUUGCUCUUAAUAAUGUCUUUUUAUUUUAUUGUAAUUGGUCUUACGUAAGCUCGUGUUUGUGUUUUUAUACAGAUAUAUGAUUAUA
This is a messenger RNA of Halichondria panicea, 2487 nucleotides long. RefSeq names its product N-alpha-acetyltransferase 35, NatC auxiliary subunit-like. The record is from RefSeq and is a predicted model, not a curated record. Gene Ontology annotation, biological process: N-terminal peptidyl-methionine acetylation. Lineage: Eukaryota; Metazoa; Porifera; Demospongiae; Suberitida; Halichondriidae. The transcript is spliced from 2 exons. Gene Ontology annotation, cellular component: NatC complex. The coding region runs from base 84 to 2369 and encodes 761 amino acids.